This is a messenger RNA of Exophiala xenobiotica, 2627 nucleotides long. RefSeq lists its product as uncharacterized. NCBI's taxonomy places the organism in Eukaryota, Fungi, Ascomycota, Eurotiomycetes, Chaetothyriales, Herpotrichiellaceae. Gene Ontology annotation, molecular function: protein serine/threonine kinase activity; ATP binding. Gene Ontology annotation, cellular component: nucleus. Gene Ontology annotation, biological process: protein phosphorylation; mitotic DNA damage checkpoint signaling. The record is from RefSeq and is a predicted model, not a curated record. Bases 372 to 2387 code for a protein of 671 amino acids. The transcript has a single exon.
CUGUCACCCACCCUCCUCACUGCCACAAAAUCCCUGUUGGCCUCGUGAACCAAAAUAUAAAAAAAACAAUUAUCAUCGUUGCCUGCCAUUUGAUGCCGCUCUCCGGAUCUGCAGAUCAUUAUCCGUCUCUCCGUGGCAUCCACACUCAGCGAGCCAGCCAAACCUGCCUUUCGUGCCCGCACGUGGGAUUGAAGGAAUUUUGAAAAUCGGCUUCCGGCUUCCACUGCUUCCAACCUCCUUCUCAUGAGCUUAUAGCACCUCGUCUUUCUGAGGCAAACAGUCUCGUUGAGAUCAUUUUCGCACACUCAGUCACCUCCAACCCGUUCCUCUAUACACCUAGAGAGACAACUGCGUGCCACUUGUUCAGUGGGAUGGCGCAGGCCGACGGCCAUGUCCACCACCAAGAUCGCCUGCGCCCAUGCUCGAACAAUGAAUAUAUUCCUACCUUGAAUACCGAGGUUGAGUCUGGCGCCAUGUUGUCUCCUCUGAAUGCGCCCGCUCCUCAGUCGCGGCCGGCCUUUCAAGGGUCGGCUGCCAGCGAAGAUACCAUCCGCCCGAUUGCAACUCCUCCCGUGGACAUUCCCGUCGCAAACGAGCAUGUUCCAGCGAGAGGAAACACCCCCGACACAUCUUCCUACAUCGAGCGCUAUAUGCGCAAUCGUAAUCCGUCCGUCAGCUUCAACAAGGAGAUCAAGUUGGAUUCGGGACACCGUCAGAGUAUCACAGAUCCGCUCGAGAAGCCCUCGCGUGAUCGAGGGCGCUCAAUGAUGCAGGCCAUUGUAAGAGAGAGGCGAGAUUCAAGAGCGCACAGCGAGUCCGAACGGUCACAUUUUGACCCCGCCACCGGUCGUCGCUUAGCCAAAUACUCCCAGAGCCCGGCCAGAGAGCAAGCACGCAUAGGCGAAGCGCGCUUUCCUUUGUUGCAGGCCACUGUGGACGAGAUGGCACGAGAAUCGCAGACGAACCUACCUCAGACGCAGUCCUUGACCUCUCAGUCUACAGAGGCUUCCAACGAACAGGCUGUCUUCUCACCUCCUUCCGAAGAUCACUACCUACAGUCUCCCUUCACAGCCUCACCCUCACCCGUUACUCCGUUCUCCAACCAAGCCUUUUCCUACGAGGAGCCAAAAUCCUUCCGGCGUACUGCAUCACAACGAUGGAGAGAUGGUGAGGCCAGCGCUUCCCCCCAGGACUUCUUCUCUCGAGCGGGUAGUGUGCGCAACAAAAGCAUGCGUGAUCUUGUAAGCCGCGGCUCCCGUCGCGACACUUCAGGCUCUACGAAAUCUCCUAUGUCAGCUGCAUCUUCUUAUCUCCGUGCCUUCUCCAUGAGCAGUUCGACGAACAAUGGCGACGCCGAGACUGGGCCUAUACCUCCGGAUGCGGAGGGCCAAACUAUCGGUGAGGACUAUGUUCUAGGCAAACAGAUCGGUUAUGGCGGCUUCAGUACGAUCAGAGAAGUGACGCAAUUGAGUGACGGUGAGCAACGAAAACUCGCCGUGAAGAUCGUUCGUCGACGUAUUGGCGGCAUCUCAGAAGCCGAAAACGAGCAAGCACAGGCGGAAUUCGAGCAUGAAGUCGAGCUCUGGCGCUUUCUCAAUCAUCGCAACAUUCUCCCUCUAGAAGCUGUUUAUAAACUCGACGAAGCCACCUUUUGUUUUAUACCCCUCAAUGUGGGAGGGACACUUUUCGACCUCGUCCGCUUGAACCGCAAAGGCGCCGCACACAACGUGGCAAGGAGCUAUUCCUACCAGCUCGCCUCAGCAUUGCGAUACCUUCACCUCGACGCCCGGGUCGUGCACCGCGACAUAAAACUUGAGAAUGUCCUCGUCGAGCCUGGACCGGAUGGACAGCCAGGUCUGCUCCGUGUGUGCGACUUUGGCAUGGCAGAGUGGCUUUCCUCCGACAGCCUCUCCGGUCCCCCAAGCCCAGACUUCCACGACAGUGACCGACCCCCGCAGAAACAUAUCGGCCCGGCCGACACGUCCACGUCUGCCUUUGCAGGUGGCAGCCUAGAAUACGCUGCACCCGAAAUUCUACGCAUUGCAGAACGCUUGAACAGCAGUGCUCCUGCAGAGCGGGCCAUUGUCUCUCCUGCUGUCGACCUUUGGGCUUAUGGCGUAUGCGUCUACAGCAUGAUUGUAGGUUCUCGACCAUUCCAGAAUUCAUUCCAGCCUCGUGUGGUCAUGGCGAUUUUGGCAGGGGACUGGAACCGCGAAAUGCUGGAAGAAAUUGGAGGUCAAGAUGUCCUGGAGCUCGUGACUGGAUGUCUGGACAUGGACGACUCGGCCCGCUGGGACGUAUCAAGGGUCAUGGAGAGCCCCUGGCUGGAGGAUCUCGCAGCUGAGGAAGACAAUCGAGAUCAAGGGCUUCACGGAUGGCGAUUGUAAAUUCUACCCUACGGACGGCUUCUCUGGGAUGAACUUAUGGAUUCUUACGACCUCACGACUUGCAUGUUUUUUCUUCAUCUUCUUCGCACGCAUGGAGCUUUGGGACAGGCGCACUGCUGGUUGUUGAGACAGGAUGUCGGAGUGUCUACCUCUCCUUCCUUCGCUAUAGCGCUGUAUCACUGUAUCACUAUGUUUCUCAUAGGCUAUACUAAACGCUAAUGAUAAUGACUAUGAUACCCA